AUGAGGCAGAUGUUAAAACUAGCAUUGAAUUGGUUGUCAUACAAAAACAAGGAUGAAUGGUUGGAACAGAUGAGAGGAAAUAUGAGUGUAGUAGCAGUAUUCAUAGCAACAUUAACAUUUCAAAUGGCAAUAAGUCCACCCGGUGGUGUUAGGUCUGUUGAAGAGAACAACAAAGCUCAAAAGGGAAAUAUAUUAUGUGCUGACAAUGCCCUUUCGGAGCUAUGUCCGGGGGAAGCUGCUUUGGCCAUUGUAUACCCUGCUGACUAUUAUGACUUCCUUCUUUGGAACACAAUAUGUUUCAUUUCAUCGCUAAGUGUUUUACUCUUGCUUAUGAUCAGUGGUAUUCGUUGGAGUCAUAGGUUUACUAUGUGGCUUUUUUCUAUUAGCAUGUGUUUCACUCUCACAUCUCUUCUUGUUACUUACCGAAUAGCAAUAUUAAUGGUUACCCCAGUUCCUGUCACGGGUGGUAUUAAUAUGGAUUUGCUUUCAACGUUGCUUUAUAUUUGGAUUGUAUUCUUUGGCUUCUUAGGUUUGUUACCCACAGUGCGUAUUAUUAUUUGGAAUACAAAAUAA
Messenger RNA from Medicago truncatula (barrel medic), 573 nucleotides. RefSeq lists its product as uncharacterized. NCBI's taxonomy places the organism in Eukaryota, Viridiplantae, Streptophyta, Magnoliopsida, Fabales, Fabaceae. The record is from RefSeq and is a predicted model, not a curated record. The transcript has 2 exons. Gene Ontology annotation, cellular component: plasma membrane. Bases 1 to 573 code for a protein of 190 amino acids.